Messenger RNA from Strongylocentrotus purpuratus (purple sea urchin), 2253 nucleotides. RefSeq names its product EGF-like repeat and discoidin I-like domain-containing protein 3. The transcript is spliced from 10 exons. Bases 41 to 1246 code for a protein of 401 amino acids. The record is from RefSeq and is a predicted model, not a curated record. NCBI's taxonomy places the organism in Eukaryota, Metazoa, Echinodermata, Echinoidea, Camarodonta, Strongylocentrotidae. Gene Ontology annotation, cellular component: membrane.
UGGAUGAAGGUUACUGUAUUCGGGAAGCGUUACUAACAGGAUGGCGACUGGCGAAAGAGCAGCGCUGAUCUGGUUGUGCCUUUCCUUUCUUCUGUACGGUUCAGUACAGGGAGCCAAUAGAGACGUUCAACAGCCUUGCCUGACAAACAUAAAAUGCCCAACCCGGAUCUCUGAUGAAGGCGAUGUGAUAGAGUACGUACUGAAAGAGGCUCCGAAAGAACUACAGACUCUGUUCAGCCUCUUAGAUAAGAGGACCGUCUUCCAUCACGUUUGCAGAGAACCAGCAUGUCUCUGCAAUCCUUGCUUCAAUGGAGGGUCAUGCCAUGAAACGUUUGAAGGAUUUACCUGUUCCUGUCCAGACGGAUAUAUCGGCAACAGUUGCGAAACAUUUUCUAUGAUCCUAUCUGUAAGUGUCCAUGGAACUGAUCAUGGCACCAGCGAAGGGAGAGUGGGCUUCACCAGCCACGGUUCUCCUUCCCAAGUUAAACUGUUUACAAAUGAGGCCUGGUCCAUGAAUACGUCCCAUCUGGUCUGCCAGCACCUUGGGUAUAGUCGGGGAGCCUAUGCUACAUUGAGCGGCAAUGUGUACAACACUACUGAUUCCAACUCUAGUCUAGAGUACGGUGAUAUACGGUGUGGUCAGGAUGCGAGGAACAUAUCAGAAUGCUGGUACGAAUCCAGACCAAGGGAUGGUGUAAUCAGUGAUAUGAUCAUUGCAGUGGUUUGCUGUACAUCUCCUGUAUGCGGACCUGAAGGGGAGCCUCUGGGGAUUAGUUCCGGCAUUAUUCCCGAUUCGGCCAUUACUAAAUCAAGUUGUGAUGCAUCGCUUGAUUGUGACAGCACAGCCGGGCGCCUACACUCCAACGCGACCUGGAUACCGGCUGCAAACGACUAUGCUAGCCCUUGGAUUCAGAUCCAUUUGGAAUCCUUGCACUUGGUCACCGGGGUUGUCACCCAGAGUCACCAUUCCUUGGAUGACAGUACGACUUCGUAUACAAUAUCAUUCCGUUUGGAUACCGACACCUGGAUAUCCUACAGGGAUGUUUACACGUAUUCUAAUUCUACGGUAUUUCAAGGGAAUUUCAGACGUACGACCCCUGUUGAGCAUUCCUUUCAUCCUCCGUUGAUGGCGCGCUUCAUUAGACUUCACCCUCGUACUUACGUUGGGUCACCAAGUCUCCGUUUUGACCUUAUAGGUUAUGGACCACUUGCUGAUUACAUAGGUGAUAUCUACGAGCCGAAUUGAGAUGUGCUCCACCCUUGGGAAAGAAAUUAGGAGUGGCAAAUAGUAGCAUCAUCCCCGAUAGCUCAUUUUCUUCAACCCAUGUCUAUGGAGAUGGAGUUAAGGCUUACCAGGCACGUCUUUUUGGAAAUUCUGCUUGGGGGCCCGCUUCACGCACAUCAUCCUGGUGGAAGGUUAACCUCGGCACAGUGUAUCAGGUGACAGGGGUCAUGACCCAGGGUAGACCACCCCUACCUGAAUACGGCGAUCUCCAUCAAUGGACAACAUCCUACACGCUGUCACUCGCAAUCGAUAGUGUAACGUGGGUCGGUGUUUCAGAAGAGCAUUGUGGAUUCUUGAAGGAAUUUCCCGCCAAUUUUGACGGGGGUACGCCGGUGACCAAUUUACUUCCAAGCCCACUUUCUGCACAAUACGUCAAGAUCUACCCCAUAGCCUAUCACGGUUAUCCCCAUUUGAGAUGUGAAAUAUUGGGGUUCUAGCGCGGAAUGGUCAUAUAAUUUCAUUGUAGAAGAAACUGUUCAGAAGCCGGGAUGGACGGCCAUGUAGAGGUCCGAGUUUGGGGAAUAUUUCGCUCGGGCUAUUAAGAGAUGACUUUGAAUAUGUGUAUGUAUAAUGUAAAAAGACUAUUAAUUGUAUCAUACGCACAAAUUAUGGGAGCUGACACGCGCAAGAUUUGACGCACGCUGACGAUGGUCUAGUACUUAAUUUAUACUGGAAAUCUCGCUCGAUAUGCCUAGCUUUUCUGAGAUUCCAUUUUUUGUAUAUAAAAUAUUUGUCUUAUUCUCAAACUUUAAGGAAAGGUUGAGUUCUGGGGAGAGGUGAAAUACAAUUUCUUAGCGUUAACAUUAUCUUAUUCUCAAACUUAAAUGUACUCUGUAAACUUAUUUUGUUUCGUAGAUACUUAUCAGUAUUCGUUACUUGUGUAAUUCAUUUGUUAUAAUGUAUGUUGUAAAACUGUAUGGUUUAUAUAAGUACGUUAUUUGAAUUUUAGAUAAAUGAGUGGAAAAAAA